Molecule: messenger RNA, 510 nt
Organism: Fulvia fulva
Lineage: Eukaryota; Fungi; Ascomycota; Dothideomycetes; Mycosphaerellales; Mycosphaerellaceae
Exons: 2
Coding region: 1-510 (169 amino acids)
Source: RefSeq, a predicted model, not a curated record
AUGGAUCUCGAGCAGCCCACAGAGCAACCAGAGCGCUCCAACACAUGCCAUCAAGUCCUCGCAGUCCAUGAACUCUUUCAAGAGAUCCUACUUCACGUCUCCUCGCACGAUCUAGCCAUCGUCGCCCAAGUCUCCCAACAAUGGCAACAAUCCUACCGCCCCAAGGGGCCCUACGUCAAGGUCAUCGACGCCGAGGUCAACGACAGCCGCAUGUUCCUUCUGACUCUGCGACAUGGAGAGGAAGAAGAGCACCGCGUGGAGUAUAUCGAUCUUAUGUGCGACGAGAAUGGGCCGUGGUGUCUUCUGGCGCCUGAGGCUUCUGGAUUUCUGGCGCAUGUCCCUGUGUCGAAGGCCGAUCCCUGGCAGACAAGGCAGACUACCAUAGCAGAGCAAGCAGAGGAGGAAUUGAACACGUUCCAUCUCAAGCUCUUUAGCAGGACGGGACAGGAGCCCUAUCUCCACAUUUCAUUCAAUGUCGAGCUGAAGGGAGAAUGGGUGGUUGAGGCGUGA